GUCCAUCAGCGUGAUAACAGGUUCCUAAGUUCGACGUAUUCAAACACUGUCAAUGCGAUUCACAUACUAUAUCAAUGCGUAUAAUGUGUUUGUUCUUUGAAAGUGGGCUUCUCAUGAAACACACGACCGUAUGGUUUCUUUAGGUGUGAUAUCCUGCAACCGUGAAGCCAUAGGUCUUAAGAGAAUAUCGUCCUAUGUAUAACUUUGCACAUGAAGUACUAACUGCAUAGUUAAAACAAGGGUACUCGUAUCAGGGAUUUUAAAGACUCUAAACAUAUACAAAGAGCUGAUAUUUGGAUAUGGCAGAGAAGGAUAGUAAUGCAUCCCAGGUCACCCAACCUGUAACUUUACCCGUGCAAAGUGAAGGCAAAGGAGGUACUACCCAGCAUGCCCCUCAACCUGAAGUAAAUACACAGAAUCAGGCGCCACCUGCCAAUGGAAAUGAUAAACUUUUCACAAUCGGAAGCACAGAGAAAAAACGGCCUGAUUAUGAGACUCAGAAAUCCUAUGGAUCUGUGACAUUUGCAGAUACACACGAUGAAGUUGAAUUUGAUGAUGGAGGCGGGGGUUGUUGUAGUAGAUGCUUUAAGAGAAUAUUUCCCUAUGGUUUCAAGAGUGAACUGAAAGAGCUUUGGAUACUAGCAUGGCCCAUGGUGUUAGUUUGUUUAGCGAAUAUGAUGAUUCCAUUCACGGCAGUAUUGUUCUGUGGUCACCUUGGAACCGAGGAGUUGGACGCAGUGUCCCUCGCAAAUUCAUUGAUUAACGUAACUGGCCUCUCAGUGGGUAUGGGCCUCGCAACUGCAUGCGAUACACUUUUCUCACAAACAUAUGGUAGCGCCAACAAAAAGCGGGUUGGAAUAUACCUACAGAAAGCUAUAUUGAUAUUAAUAUUAUUCUGCUUCCCGUGUUGGGCCAUACAUCUCAACACCGAGAGCAUUCUUCUAAUCUUCGGUCAAAAUGUCGAUGUUGCGAGAUUGGCUGGAAAUUACAUCUUGUAUUUUAUGCCUGGUCUAUUUUUUAAUUUUAUGUUCCAAGCAUUGACUAAAUUCAUUAAUAAUCAGAAUAUAGUUAUACCAAGUGUGUUAAUUGGUCUACUGGCCAACGGGGUGAAUGUACUGGCCCACUAUAUAUUCAUCAAUGUAAUCGGAUGGGGUACGACAGGCUCAGCUGUGGCUCAGGUUUUGGCCUACUUCAUCAUGGCAAUGGGAACCUUGUGUUAUAUACUCUUCAGCAAGAUGUAUACAGAGACAUGGGAUGGUUGGACAAAAGAGUGUUUGGAUGAUUGGGGAUUCUUCAUGAAGCUAGCCUUACCAGGAAUGCUAAUGGUGUGUCUAGAGUGGUGGUGUUUUGAAAUAGGAACCGUUCUAACAGGUGUUCUAAGCAAGACUGAACUAGGAGCCCAGUCGAUCAUGUUCCAGCUUGAGACAAUUUCAUAUGUGUUUCCAAUAGGUAUAUCAGUUGCAGUAAGCAUUAGGGUUGGGCAAUACCUAGGAGGUAACAACCCUUCGGGCGCCAAAACAUCAAACAAUGUUGCUAUAAGUAUCAUAUGGAUCAGUGCAAUUAUAGUUGGAGCCCUAUAUGCAGGUCUCAGAUGGUAUCUACCCAGGGCUUUCUCUGGAGAUCCCGAUGUGAUAAAAAGAACGGCGGCUAUUCUACCAAUCCUAUCUAUCUUCCAAUUGUUCGACGGCAUUGCUGGCGUAUGUGGCGGUGUCUUGAGAGGCUGUGGAAGACAGGUGGUAGGUGCAGUGGUGAUAUUCAUAGGAUACUACAUUCUGGCGCUACCUGUAGGAAUACCACUCAUGUUCCUUACACCAUUGGGGAUUGAAGGUCUCUGGUAUGCAUUUAGCGGCGGUGUUGGAAUAACAGCUAUUAGCUUCUUUGUGUUAACAAUCACUACUAACUGGGAGAUGGAAUGCGAUAACGCUCAACUACGAGCUGGAAUAACAGAUGAGGAUGGAAUGAUACAAGACGAAGACGAUGAAGACCUUGAUGAAAAAACUAGCUUGAUACCACCUCCAAAAGCUACACCAAGGACAAAGGUUGGAGGAAAUAGGAGAUACUCCUCCCCUGUGAUUGUAGGAUCAUCCAUACCAAGGCGCUAUUCCUCUUCAAAGAUUGUAACCACACUUCACGGGAGAAGAUUCUCUACUCCAGGUAAACCUAAGUCAAUGCCUUUGUACCCAAGGCGGUAUUCCUCACCCUACCUGGCUCAGUAUCAAGAUGCAAUAGAAGACAGAGAUCAGAUGUCUCCAACCACGACCAACAUUAUAAGGUCUCUAGUCUGUCUUCUACUAUGCAUAGCAAUCCUUGUAGGUGGACUGAUGGUCAGACUUUACGUUCAUGUUCCAAUUACGCAGUUACCAAUGUGUAUACCAACAAAUUCAACAUCAAAUGUGACAUUACCACCGUGUACCAAUGUAUCUUCGGUAGCACUUGCAGAGCAUAAUCUACAACUCUUUCAAGCAUCUAGCUGGAGGGUGCGGUAGAAACCAGAGCCAGUUUAUAUACGUUUGUUGACAGAAUGUGUAUACAUGCUCAGUGGUAGGAGGAGUAUAGCUUGGAUCCAACAGGCGAUGAUACUAUGUACUGCUAUUUGGCAUAAUGAACGCCAAUGGGGGAAUAAAUAAAAUGUAUACAUGCAUGAUAUCAUGGAUCAAAGGCGAUAAAAACCAAGUCAAUUAGAGAGACUUAUUUUGCAAUGAAAAUUCAAAUUAUAAUGGACUCCGAUGAAAGAAGAAACAAAUAUGUACUUAUUAGAUAUCUGCAGCGUAGCCAGGAUCCAGGACGAGAUAAUAAUCAAGCAAAAAGGGGACAACUACCACCUUGAUUACAAAUUAACAUAAGAUUGUAAACAAAAUCGACGUACUCUGUAUCAAGCCAACUAAAUGCACUUAUAUUAUAUUCUUAGGCACAAAAGACAGAAUGAGAUUAUUUUGCAAUACCUCAGAUGCAUUUAACAUUUCCUUAAAAGGGAGCGUCGACGAUGCAAACAUUUUAGCAAAUGAAAAAAUGAUCACUGUCACUGACUUUAUUGUCCAUAAUACCUAAAACUAGUCUUUAUUUCGCAUGUAAAUUGAAUAAACGAACAGUUUCAUGAACAUAUUAUUUUGAAUAUAUACGCUAUAUAAGUCAAAUGUAUUUUUCAAAUACUGGUGGUCAUAUAUCCAUGAAAUAUUUUGGUAAGAAGUAAUUAUUUGUCUCCCCUAGAUCUUCCCCAGGGGUUAUCCAUUCUGCAGAUACUUUUGCGCUAAAACGUGUUUUUUUCUCAGCUAAUACUGAUCAACCGAUGUCAACAUUCUUAAACGUCAAUACAGGCUAUACUGAGUAUACCUUAAUCACUUUCAUCACCCUUUUUGGCUAAAAAGAAUGUUUUAAUUGAAAAGAAAAAAACACAAAGAAUCUCCCUGCGUUACUUUAACCUUUUUUUUUUUACCUCAU
Molecule: messenger RNA, 3438 nt
Organism: Owenia fusiformis
Lineage: Eukaryota; Metazoa; Annelida; Polychaeta; Sabellida; Oweniidae
Source: the annotation of a GenBank genome assembly